Molecule: messenger RNA, 1187 nt
Organism: Hymenoscyphus albidus
Lineage: Eukaryota; Fungi; Ascomycota; Leotiomycetes; Helotiales; Helotiaceae
Source: the annotation of a GenBank genome assembly
AAAAAACUCAUCACCACUCACUCCUAGGGUUCUUCCGUUCCGACCAACGCUAAACCCAAAAUGUGAAUGUGCCGCCAUACAUUUAUUCUGACAGCCUUUCGAGCUUCAGAUAAUCAACCCCCCACCAAUAUGGCCACAGCAAGACCCAGUCUGACUCAAUUGAGUCGGACGUACUCGAAUUCGGUACGACCAUCACCCCUCCAUCUCCCAAUACGACAAUUCAGCAUAACGACGCCCUGCGCAAAGGGAAACAAGAAGAUAGUCUCGAAGAAAGAGAAGCCCGCCUCGAAGCCGACGACAUUCAAGAAGAAGGUUGUGGAAAAGAAGAAGAAGACGAAGUCCACCACACACUACCCGGUUCCUAGUAUGAAGAAUGCAGAGACAUUUGCGCUCUUGGAUGCUAUGCGGUAGGAUAUCUGCUGGAUUUAGUAGGAAGGCUAUGCUAAUUCAGGAUAGCAUAAUUCGAGCAUGGGAAGUAGGACAGAAACCGACGUCUGUCAAGUACGAGAUUGCGCUGAGGAUAUCUGGACUGAGAAAUGGACCUGUGGUGCGAAAUCGAAUAAGACUCCCCCACCCUGUCAAAACGGAUUUCAAUGUCUGUGUUAUUUGCCCGCCGGAUUCGAAAUAUGCCGAGGAUGCGAGGGCAGCUGGUGCUGUAUUGGUAGGAGAGGAUGAGGUGUUUGAUGCUGUAAAGGAUGGGAAGAUUGCAUUCGACAGAUGUCUUUGCCAAACCGACUCUCUAGUCAAAAUGAACAAAUCUGGGAUAGGACGAGUGCUGGGUCCUCGAGGGUUAAUGCCAAGCACUAAAACUGGCACCGUUGUGGCUGAUCCAGUAAAGGCAAUGAGAGAUAUGGUGGGAGCUUCAGAAUAUAGGGAAAAGAUGGGGGUUGUCAGAAUGGCAGUGGGCCAGCUGGGGUUUACCCCCAAGGAGAUGCAAACCAACGUCAAGGCUUUCAUCGAAGCAGUAAAGAAGGACAUUGCACGAUUGAGUGAUAAGAUUAGCAAAAAUAUGGCAGAGGUGGUGUUGAGUUCGACGAAUGGGCCGGGUCUACCACUGAAUGGAACAUUUGCCUCUCCAGCCUCAGAGAUCACGGAAGCCGAUUUGUCUGGGAAGUAGUGUACAAUCAAGUUGUAAAUAUUACUGUAAAAUAUUUCAAUUAUUGUUCCUGGUAUAUGCCUUCAACUCC